AUGUGGUCGGCGCUGCGGCACGCGUGCGAGGUCGUGGACGUGUGCGGCUUCGCGCGGCGGCACAAGAAUCUGCUGAUCGCCACGGGCGUGGGCGCGGCGUGCGCGGGCGGCGCGUACUACGCGUACCGGCGCGUGGUGGGCGAGGCCGAGCGCUUCACGCAGCAGCUCCAGCUGCAGAUGGCGGAGCACCAGCGCCUGCAACUGGCGCUGGGCAGCACGGCCGACGAGAGCCGCGCGACGGUGCGGCGCUUCCUGCCGCGGCUCAAGGCGCGGCUGUUCCAGCUGCUGGACCUGGAGAGCGUCGUGCAGGAGCUCAAGACGCUGGACAAGACGCAGAAGACGCGGCGCAACGCGCUCUGGGAGGACGCCAAGCUGCUGGCCGUCACGCGCUACGUGACGGCGCUCGUGGCCUUUGGGCUGUGGCACCUGCUGGUGUUCGCGCAGGUCUCCAUCAUCGGCAAGCGGGUGUUCGAGAAGAGCGACGCGGCGGCGGCGCUGUCUGAGCGCCAGAAGCAGCGAGAGCAGGCCGAGGAGCAGGCGCACCACGCCUUCCUGACCUCCGGGCUCGAGUACUUCCUGGACGAGGCGCUGGGCAAGAUUAAGGCCCAUGUGGAGGCCGUGGUGAGGGACAACAAGCACCUGCAGGGCUGGAAAGUCAGUCGCAAGGCGGCGGUCACGGCGGACGAGCUCAACGAGCUGCUGCAGGCGCUGUUCCUGGCGGUGCUGCCGUCCCCGGCGGCGGUCGCAGCCGCGGAGAAGCAGGAGGACUCGGCGGAGCUCAGGAAGUGGCGCGCGUUCUUGAUCUACCCGGACAAGCAAAAGGGCCAGGACGAGCACGUGAUCAGCCUGCUCAACGACCUGUGGGACCUCCUGGAGAGCGACCUGUUCAUGCCAGCGUUGCAGCACAGCUUGGGCUUCCUGUGCGGCAACGCGUUCCAAGACCUGGACGACGUCGUCUACGGACCGAGCAAGCCGGAGCCUCGAGUUGUAGAAGAUAGCGCUGCCGAGCCGCCUCAGAAGAAGCCCGCGCCUCCUCUCGCGAAGCUCAUCCCGUGCCUCCAGUCCGAGAUGAACAAGCUGUUGAUGUCCUCGGGACCAGAGAGCUACGCUGCCAAGUACUCACAGGGCGUGGGCGAGAUGGAGGCAUUCCGGAACUUUUACGAGGCCAUCUUCUUCGAGCAGAGCGCGCAGGACUCGUACAUGGGAUCAGCGCUCAUCUAG
This is a messenger RNA of Phytophthora sojae, 1221 nucleotides long. RefSeq lists its product as hypothetical. Gene Ontology annotation, molecular function: protein-macromolecule adaptor activity. Gene Ontology annotation, cellular component: peroxisomal membrane. Gene Ontology annotation, biological process: protein import into peroxisome membrane. The coding region runs from base 1 to 1221 and encodes 406 amino acids. The transcript has a single exon. NCBI's taxonomy places the organism in Eukaryota, Oomycota, Peronosporomycetes, Peronosporales, Peronosporaceae. The record is from RefSeq and is a predicted model, not a curated record.